Molecule: messenger RNA, 2749 nt
Organism: Anopheles merus
Lineage: Eukaryota; Metazoa; Arthropoda; Insecta; Diptera; Culicidae
Gene: SmydA-4
Product: SET domain-containing protein SmydA-8
Exons: 4
Coding region: 1113-2699 (528 amino acids)
Molecular function (GO): protein binding
Source: RefSeq, a predicted model, not a curated record
AACGGGGAAGCAAACUUCGUACAAAGGCGCUGGUUUUUUAUUCUUUUGUUGCUUUUUCCGGGUUAGAGUUAACCGUUUUGAUUGAGAGUAAAAUUAGCAUCAGGACAGUGUUGUGCUCGGUGGCCACACGCACCCCUCGGGCUACGUUUAAUUGACUGUUUGACAGACGCGGCUCGAGUUACUAGCGACUUCGCGCACGCACGUACGCGUAGAAAAGUCACUUCAAAUCAGUGACCCUUGUCAGCGUUCUCCUACAUCUCCCUUCCCAAUCGGUCCGUCAUUUGUCACGGUGAAUUUGACCGUACGUCACGCGUAUACCCAAGUGUGUGUGUGUGUGUCGAUGUGUCAAAAGGCGACUUGGCUGAAGCAACAAGUUGCACAUCGUGCCGUUUGUCCGCUGUGGCCGUGAAAAGACGUACACGGUGAUCGGUAACAUCUGGCGCAGUGUUAACAUCGCACACACUCCCUCCCGCAGGGCUGCGCCAGGUGGUUUCCCUUCUCCUCCAGACCGUACGGGAGAUCAUAAUAAAUAAAUAAAUAACCUGUUCCGCACGGGAAACGAGCUGCUUGAGGUUUGUCUCACAUUUCAACCGAACCGUUUCCGAUGCGAAAGAGAUCAGUGUGAUCUUCCGCUCGAUCAAGCAGAUCGAAAAGAAAGUAAAACGAGAGGAGAGAAAAAAGCCGACAACCCCCACGGCUCCCAUAAACCAGCGGUUCGAUAGAAAAGAGCGGCGUGUAACUUUGUGCGGCCCGUUGAUUUGUGGUUCUAAAAAUAAGCGCCCCAACCGACCGAUUCCGGCGACCGAGUUCGACUCGGUCGCCCGUGGUGGCACACAACACCCGGUGUAGCGAUUCGGUACGUUGGACCUUCCCGGCUGCUUGGUGACAGGCGAGAGUGAAAUUUGUCGUGAAAGGCAGACCCACACACACACACGCACUAGCGAAUGCGCACACGUGCUACGCAAGCAAGAAAUACCGGAGCCGUCGGGGUUUGCGCUCUCGAUAGUGAAGCGUUGGUGACUGAUCGAAGUGAAUGCGUUUAAAGCUUUGCAUUUCCUCGUGUAGCUCCAGAGCCAGGUGUUAAGUAAAGUGGUUUAGUUUGAGCAGUGAAAAUGCCGUCUCACCAUAAGAAGAAGAAACAAAAGAAAUAUGAUCCACCAAAGUCGAACCAUUCGAAGGAAAAUAUCAACCCCUGCUCAGAACACGAUCGCCAACCAAUAGCGGAAAUCCAACUGGAAUCCAGUAAACCUUACUUAGUGAAACGCUCUGAGCAAGUUGGAAGGUAUAUUGUGGCUGCGAGAGAUCUAAAAGCUGGUGACGUCAUCAUCGAAACACCUCCCUUCGUAGUGGGCCCAUGUGCAGAAACGGAACCCGUCUGUCUGGGUUGCCACAGUGCCUUCAAGCCGGGAAGUGUUGUGUAUAGAUGUGAGAUCUGUAACUGGCGAAUAUGCUCUCCGAGCUGUCAGGGACUCGCCCCGGCAGGAACUCACCGGCAGCUGGAAUGCAUUCCCCUACGCGGUAAAGCAGUCCACAAGCACCUUCAAACGUCCACCGUCGCCCAGGUGAAGCUGAUGUACGAAGCCAUCCUAACCCUUCGCUGCAUGCUACUGAAAACCGUCGAUCGGUCACAGUACGAUCGUCUGCUCGGUAUGGAUCCGCUGAACGACGUACGGCAACAGAUACCGAAGCUUUGGAAUCGCAAUCAAAAGGAGAUCGUUGAACGAAUUCGUAACCAGUGGGGCUUUGCGGAGUACAGCGAGCUGGAACUGCACACCAUAUGCGGCAUCAUCGAGGUUAAUGCGUUCGAGGUGGGUCAGGAACCGACCAAAGCCCGUGCACUCUUCCCCGAGGCGUACCUACUGAUGCACGACUGUACGCCGAACACUGGCCACACGGAUGCACCUCAAACGCACCACCUUACCGUGCGGGUGCUGCGGGACGUUAGGGCGGGUGAGCCACUCACCCUAACCUACGCCCACAUCCUGCAGGGUACGCUCAAGCGCAGACAGCACCUAAGGGAGGAAAAGUUCUUCUCGUGCAACUGUCGCCGCUGCACCGACCCGUCCGAGCUGGGCACGAACUGUAGCGCGCUGCGGUGCAUGAAAUGCCCAAGGGGACACAUACUGCCGACGGAUCCGCUCAACCCGGAAGCGGAAUGGCACUGCCGGCAGUGUUCCACCGUAAUGUCCUGUGAGGCAGUAAUACUGCUGCUCGAACAGCUCUCCCAACAGCUCGAAACGAUCGGAGGGAACGACGUGGAUGGGCUGGAGACAUUCCUUCGGGUGCAGGGUGCGGUCCUGCAUGACAACCACUACCUACUGCUCUCGGUGAAACAUUCGCUGUGCGAGCUGUACGGGAAGAUUGAGGGCUUUUUGAUACCGCAGCUGAGCCGGGAGCAGUUGAAAAGGAAGGAGACGCUUUGCCGCGAUCUGCUCGAGGUAGUGGAUCAGCUAGAGCCUGGGCUGAGCAGACUGAGAGGUACGAUCAUGUACGAGAUGCACGUGCCACUGCUGAUAGAGGCCGGCCAGCUGUUCCAGGGUGGUGUGAUACAACGGGCCGAGCUGCGCCGUCGGUUGAAGGAAGUGCAGAGGCUUUUGAAGGAGAGUGAACGGAUUUUGGCGCUGGAACCGGCGGGAACGCCGGAGCAUGGGAUAGCGGAGGCGGCCCGGGAUGCUCUCAAGAAUAUGGGAGAUGUGUGAGGGUUAAACAGCGUUCGGUGGGGUUUUGUUUUACUAAUAAAAAUUUCAUG